AUGACUCAAUUAUUGAAGAAAGACGUUUCUCCUAAACACGCCACACCUAACGUGGCAGAUUCUCAUCGUCCAGACAGCGUUUAUCGCCCAAACCCAUUCCCGAUUAACCCAAUCGUGGGUUACCCGUCGGCACCCGUUACUACAUAUCAUUACCCUCCACACGCUGAUAGUAAUUACGAUGAUAAUGGGCCUCCACCGCAAUAUUCCUCCUAUGACACUAAUUCUUCAUAUCCACACUCGCAUACGUAUGGUCGACCAUCGGAUGGAUACGACACUUCUACUGUCACUUAUCCCCCUAUUGGUGCAUUAGGGUUUAUUGCUGGAGCUUCGAGUGUGUCUCACGUAUCAACACCACCCGAUAUUCGACCUGGAGUAAUCGGUUUGUACGUCGUAUCAAUAACAUCUUGUUUGGUCAGUCUAUUCUACGUAUGCAAGUACUUUUCGCGUCGAUUUGGCCGUAACAGAAAACUGCGGAGAUGGAUAAUGCUGCUGAUUGAUUUUGUGCUUGCUUUUGCAUGGGGAAUCCUUGGCUACUUCUUAAUCGUGAAAUUCAAGUGUCCGCCUGGUGACCACAAUGGAUGGUAA
Messenger RNA from Paraglomus brasilianum, 585 nucleotides. The record is from the annotation of a GenBank genome assembly. Lineage: Eukaryota; Fungi; Glomeromycota; Glomeromycetes; Paraglomerales; Paraglomeraceae.